AUGUCGGCCUCCCAUGCCGGCAGGAGGAGGCACCACAGCGUGCGCUUCACCCUCAGAGAGGUAGAUGGGAAAGUACUGGCCUUUUCCCGCCUGGACUUUUCCAGACACUUGGUGCAGAAGGCCCUCGGCUUCAAACCCGAGGAUCUUAACUGUAUCCUGUCUCUGCCCUUCAACAAAGGGUUUGAUGUGAGCUUCAGGUCGGAAGCUAAGUUGAAGGACUUUUGGGCCAAGUACUCUGGGGUGAAAUCCCAGUUUAAUGCAUUCUUGGUGGAGGGCCUGGUGGACAAUUCACUGAAACAUGUGAUUGUUCGAAUGUUCAAUGAAACUGUGAAUGCAGAGGACAUUUGUCUGUGGCUGGGUAGACACUGCACGGUGAAGGGCCAGGCUAUCAAGGUCAGAGAUGUGGAUGGCAUUUGGACAGGCAGCUGGAGGGUCCCCAUCCAACAAUGGCUGGACCCCCAGGGCUACCAAGGCCUGAAGCACCUGCCUAGUGUGAUAGUUCUGGGAGACAACCGUGGCUACAUACACUACCAAGGACAACCCAAGCUCUGCCGGCGUUGUGGGGAGCACGGGCACUUAGUGGAAGCAUGCACUCAAGUGGUCUGCGGUAAGUGUAGAGAAAUUGGGCACACUUUUGACCAGUGUACCAAUGGCAGAAAGUGCAAUCUCUGUGGUGACCUGGGUCACCUCUUUAGAGAUUGCCCAAAAUCUUUUGCCAACAAAUUGAAGGCCGGGAACAGAAAGAUGGAAACUGAAUGUGGACAGGAUGGUGGACAAGAUGGCGGACCAACUGAAGAGUUGAUUGGAGAGGUGGGGCUGGGAAAUUCAAAUCUCCCGCCAAAACCCCCCACUGGAGGAGAGGAGAGGGGUAAGGCGGGAGAGGGGGAAGGGCCUGCGGAGGCCCCUCCCACACAGGAGGGGGAGCUGGGGCCUGCGGAGGCCACUCCCACAGAGAGGCUGGUGGAGGAGCAGAGGCCCGAGGCUCCUCCCACAAACACCAUGGUGCAGAGGGAGCAGGAGGCCCCUCCCGCACAGAAAGAGGUGGAGGAGCAGAGGCCUGAAGCUCCUCCCACCCACACCAUGGUGGAGGGGGAUCAAGAGGCCCCGCCCCCAGUGGAGAAACACCAGCCAAACCAAAAAAAGGCUGUGGGGGAGGGGGACCCUCUUGACCCCCUAAACAAAUGCCUAAGCCUCCUGUUAAAGGAACCCAACAACCCCAAGAGGCCUCUGUCAGAGUCGUCCUCUGGAAAUGAAGAGUUUCCAGAGAAGAGGGGGAGAGCUGGGUCUCCUUCAGACAGUGACUCUGUGGAGGAGCCCAGAGUCUUUCCCUCCGACUCGCCCAACGAGGUCUCUUUCCUCUCCGGAGCCAGACACUCGACUCCGAAGCUCCCCCUAGAGGAGGAGCGUAGGAGGGAUCAGGCUACAUCCCCUCCCUCACCCAUUGAUGAGGAGUCGGAGCCAGAUCCACAGAGGAUAAACAUGACCUGGUUUUAA
Molecule: messenger RNA, 1494 nt
Organism: Knipowitschia caucasica
Lineage: Eukaryota; Metazoa; Chordata; Actinopteri; Gobiiformes; Gobiidae
Source: the annotation of a GenBank genome assembly